Diaporthe amygdali is the source of this 1200-nucleotide messenger RNA. RefSeq lists its product as uncharacterized. The record is from RefSeq and is a predicted model, not a curated record. The transcript is spliced from 5 exons. The coding region runs from base 1 to 1200 and encodes 399 amino acids. Lineage: Eukaryota; Fungi; Ascomycota; Sordariomycetes; Diaporthales; Diaporthaceae.
AUGACCGCUGUAAAGGACGACCUGCCCUCCAACAGCGCGACAGGAAAAGACGAAACACCUGUUUUAGUGGUGACUGCGAUCAUGACGCUCAUCGCAACGGUGUUCAUCGCCCUCAGGCUAUAUGGGUGUGUUUUCCUAUUGCGCCGACGUCUCUAUUUGGAAGAGUGGCUCUGCGUGAUCAACCAGAUCGAUCUAUGGUUGACAGCGGCAUUCGUCAUCAACUUGUACACUACAACAGAAGUCGGGCUACACUGGGCAACACUAUCUGACGCUGAACGGACCAAGGCCGUUUUCUGGCAUAAUGUCCUUACUGCACCGUCCGUGCUGGGUCUUGGCCUCCCAAAGCUGACCGUUGUGAGCCUUUUGACUCGACUGUUUCGACCUGGAGAUCUGCACCAGACCAUUCUUUGGGUUUUGGCUAUCCUAUGUGUCGUGAACUUUGUUGUUGUUAUUCUACUAGCUUGGCUGCCCUGCCGUCCUAUAUCUGCAGGGUGGGAUGUGAGCAUAACAGCUAAAAAAUGUCUUGACUCCUGGAUCUACGUCAGGUUCUGCUACUAUGCUACGACUUUCUCGGCUGCCCUAGAUCUCUACUUCGCAUUGUAUCCAGGUUUCGUUUUCCGCAGGCUUAGCUGGGACAUCCAAAAGAAGUUGAUGUUAUCCGUUGUGAUGGGACUUGGAAUCUGCGCUACCGCAGUGGCGGCAUAUAAGAUAACAACUCUUGAAGUGUUGACAUUCACGAAGGACUUCACCUAUCACGUCUCGACAGCUAUCAUUCCCACAGUGGUUGAGGCGAAUACCAUUAUGAUUGCCGCCUGCAUAUCGACGUUGCACCCUGUCUACGAGCUUGUAAGCAAGAAAUUCAGGCGUCAGACGCUGGUCGGAGAAGGUGACGGCGUGCAACACCGGCAGAGUAAUGCGGACGAUAGCCGACCCGGUGCAAAGCGGGGGUUCUGGUCGAUGUUGAUGGAAAGAGAUGUAUGGACCGAAGUUACCACAGCCACACAACCGAGCCAGAACCUAAGCCAGAGGGGGCCAGUACCAACUUCCGAAAACGAAGAAACGAUUGCCAGGGCUACACGCACGCUAGAAGACGCUCUAGACACCCAGAGACUCGAUCAUCAACUGAUGCGUGAGGCGGACACAGACACAGCGCCUGUUAAGCUCUAUCACGCAGCACUGGGUCCAUAUUCCGGCUGUUGA